AUGGCUUCGACAUCCCAAUCCUCCAAGAUGGCUGGCUUCACUGUUGGCCUGAUUGGCAUGGGUGAUAUGGGCAAGAUGUAUGCCCGGAGACUUAGCAGCGCAGGUUGGAGGAUCAUGGCCUGCGAUAGGGAAGAGAAAUAUGAUGAGCUGGUCAAAGAGUUCGAGGGGAAUAACAAUAUACAAAUCCUCCGCAACGGUUAUCUCGUGUCUCGCGCCAGCGAUUAUAUUAUCUACAGUGUCGAGGCGGCGGUCAUCGAUCGUGUCGUCGCCCAGUACGGUCCAUCGACCAAGCUCGGUGCCAUCGUUGGCGGCCAGACGUCCUGUAAAGAUCCCGAGAUCAAGGCCUUCGAAAAGUACCUGCCCGCCGACGUUGACAUCGUAUCCUGCCACUCCCUCCACGGUCCCAAUGUCGAUCCCAAGGGCCAGCCGUUGGUGCUCAUCAAGCAUCGCGCCUCCGACGAGUCUUUCGCCAAGAUCGAACAGGUACUCUCCUGCCUCAAGUCCAAGGUUGUCUACUUGAGCGCCGAGGAACACGACCGCAUCACGGCCGAUACCCAAGCCGUCACCCACGCUGCUUUCCUCAGCAUGGGCAAGGCCUGGCACGCGACCAAGCAAUUCCCCUGGGAGGGAACCCGUUAUGUCGGCGGCAUCGAAAACGUCAAGAUCAACCUCAUGCUCCGCAUCUACGCUCAAAAGUGGCACGUCUAUGCUGGCCUCGCCAUCCUCAACCCUGAAGCCCACAAGCAGAUCGCCCAGUUCGCCAAGUCCACCACCGAGCUGUUCUACCUCAUGCUGGAGGGUCGCGGUGACGAGCUCCGUGCCCGCGUCUACGUCGCCAAGGAAAAGGUCUUCGGCGCCGAGGGAAGCCCCAAGUGGGAGAGCAAGCCUCUCCUCCGCGACGACGUGCUCGACCAGUUCAGCCUCCGCCCGCCCGAGAACACCGACCCUUCGACCCCGUCCCUGCCCAACAACCAUCUCUCGCUGCUGGCCAUGGUCGACUGCUGGAGCGCCCUGGGCAUUGUGCCGUACGACCACAUGAUCUGCUCGACUCCCCUGUUCCGACUCUGGCUGGGCGUGACCGAGCACUUGUUCAGGACCCCGGGCUUGCUGGAUGAGUGCUUGAAGGUCGGCAUUGAGGAUCGCACUUUCCGAAGGGACGACUUGCAGUUUACUAUUGCGGCUGCGGGUUGGGCUGAGUGUGUUGGUCUGAGACAGUUCGAGACGUGGAGAGAGCGGUUUGCGGUUACCCAGGCUUUCUUCGAGCCGAGGUUCAAGGGAGCGGUGGAGGUGGGUAACGCAAUGAUCAAGGCUGUUUUGGCGAGUGAUGAGAAGGAUUAA
This is a messenger RNA of Sordaria macrospora k-hell, 1338 nucleotides long. RefSeq lists its product as uncharacterized. Gene Ontology annotation, biological process: L-tyrosine biosynthetic process. Lineage: Eukaryota; Fungi; Ascomycota; Sordariomycetes; Sordariales; Sordariaceae. The record is from RefSeq and is a predicted model, not a curated record. Gene Ontology annotation, molecular function: NAD+ binding; prephenate dehydrogenase (NAD+) activity; NADP binding.